Molecule: messenger RNA, 3312 nt
Organism: Cryptomeria japonica (Japanese cedar)
Lineage: Eukaryota; Viridiplantae; Streptophyta; Pinopsida; Cupressales; Cupressaceae
Product: serine/threonine protein phosphatase 2A 59 kDa regulatory subunit B' gamma isoform
Exons: 4
Coding region: 931-2592 (553 amino acids)
Biological process (GO): signal transduction
Cellular component (GO): protein phosphatase type 2A complex
Molecular function (GO): protein phosphatase regulator activity
Source: RefSeq, a predicted model, not a curated record
CUUGUGGUUGGAAGUGUGCCCAGCUUGCAAUGAAUUGAGGUGGACUGAAAAUGAGAUUAGUAGUUACUAGUUGUUCCCCUCUUUUGAAGACAGGGAAGGUAAGUAUCUAUCUUCCGCUUUUUUCAUUUCAACCUGCCUUUUUCUUUCAACUCUUCUGGACUGUGGAAAGGGUUUUAGCUCCCGCCCUUUAUUCUUUACACCUCCAUCUCUCUGCCGACAAUGGCCUCCCGUUUAUGACUUUCAGUAGGUCGCGGGGUCGAAUCAUCCUAUCCAAGACUGAAAUUCAUCAGAAAAUGCUGUCUAUAGCUUAGGCCGCUUGUGUGACGGCGAAGGUUUGGAAUGUUUUCUUCAGGAAGACGUAAUUAAAGGGCGUGCCGCCGUUGGAUUUGGACGGUCCUUACUGUGCCCGCUCAAAUUAUUUUGACAUCCCAGGGCCCAAUUUUGACAUCAAAGCUUAUCUGAGUUCAAGUGCCAUUGUAGCGUCUUCUAUCGCAAGCAAAAUUAAGGCCUCGGUUUGAGAUAGGCUGCGCCAAAUUAAAAAAACUAAUAGUGCGGUACCCUGAUGUACAUUUCUAAGUAAAGAUUAUCGGAUUUAUUGGCACAUUAAAAGUUUGUUUUGGCGGAAAAUACGUUGGUAUUUUGCCUCGGUUGAUGCAUAUAUCAGCAACGGUAGCUUUGUGGUUGGAGAUUUUGUUCAGCACAUCAGGGAAUGCUGAAUUUGAAAACACUGACAAGUUUUCAGCUUGAUGUUUGAGAAAGUUUUGUACAUGUUAUUGGAUGUGUAGUUGGAUACACGCAAGGUAAAAGCCAGAGUGUUAUGCCGCCAUUGUGCAUUUCUAGAGCAUCUUCGCUCUGGGUUUGGCAUUGCGGGGUUAGAAGCUGGCUCCCAAUUUUCGAGCUGGAGUUAGUGGUGUGGGUAGAAUUCUCGGUAUGUUUAAACAAAUACUGGGCAGGCUUCCUCGCAAGUCAUCUAAGUCUUCUGAAAACAAUGAGGUGGGAAGUACUGCCUCAGGAGGAAAUGGAGGUUUUAUAUCAACUGGAGCCAUUGGAGGGGGUGGCGCUCCAAGUGCUAUUCCAAACAAUGGAAGGGGACGGUCACCUACAGCCCAAGCAGGAAAUGCUGAUGCAGCUGUUCAGCGCAAUAACAACGCAUCAACAUGGGCCAACUCAUCAGCACCGUCUUCCUCGAAUCAAUCAAAGAAAUUGCCUUCUACUACCUUUCCCAUAGUUGGAAAUCAGAAUACAGUUUCUUAUGAGUCAUUGCCGUCUUUCAGGGACGUGCCAAGUUCGGAGAAGCAAAAUUUAUUCAUAAAAAAGUUAAAUAUUUGCCGUGUUUUAUUUGACUUCACAGACUCCACCAAAAAUAUUAAGGAAAAAGAUAUUAAACGGCAGACUUUGCUUGAACUUGUCGACUACUUAUCAUCUGGCACUGGCAAAUUUACUGAGCCUAUGAUGCAGGAAAUCACAAAGAUGGUUGCUGUGAAUUUGUUCAGAACACUACCCCCCUCUUCUCGGGAAAGUAAAGUGCUAGAAGUUUUUGAUCAGGAAGAGGAAGAGCCUGCGAUGGAGCCAGCAUGGUCACACCUGCAAAUAGUUUAUGAAUUCUUCGUGAGAUUUAUAGCAUCAUCUGAGACAGAUGCAAAAUUGGCAAAGAGGUAUAUUGAUCAUUCCUUUGUAUUGAAGUUACUGGAUCUCUUUGAUUCUGAAGACCCAAGAGAGAGGGAAUACUUGAAAACGAUAUUGCACCGCAUAUAUGGAAAGUUCAUGGUACACAGGCCUUUCAUACGGAAAGCUAUCAAUAAUAUCUUUUACCGAUUUGUAUUUGAGACUGAAAGAUAUAGCGGAAUAGCUGAACUUCUGGAGAUUCUAGGUAGCAUAAUCAAUGGAUUUGCAUUGCCAUUGAAGGAGGAACACAAGCUUUUUCUUGUACGGGUGUUGAUUCCAUUGCAUAAACCUAAGUGUGUGUCGAUAUACCAUCAGCAGCUAUCCUAUUGCAUCACACAAUUCGUUGAGAAAGAUUUCAAGCUGGCAGACACUGUCAUCAGAGGGUUGUUGAAGUACUGGCCAGUUACGAAUAGUCAAAAGGAGGUUAUGUUCCUAGGAGAAUUAGAAGAAAUUUUGGAGGCUACUCAGGAAGCUGAAUUUCAGCGGUGUAUGGUACCCUUGUUUCGACAAAUUGGCCGUUGCUUGAGUAGUUUGCACUUCCAGGUGGCUGAACGGGCUUUAUUUCUUUGGAACAAUGAUCAUAUUAUAAGCUUGAUUGCAAAAAAUUGUCAUUCAAUAUUGCCAAUUAUUUUUCCUGCUUUGGAGAGAAAUACGAGGAACCACUGGAAUCAAGCUGUCAACAGUCUGACAUUAAAUGUGAGAAAGAUCUUUGUAGAGAUGGACCAAGAUCUCUUUCAAGAUUGCCAAGAGAAGUUUCAUGAAGACGAAGCAAAGGAGAAAGAUGUACAAGAGAAACGCAAACUGACAUGGAAGCGUUUAGAAGAUGUUGCUGUCUCAAAUGCUGUAAGCAAUGAGCUUGUGCUUGUUGAUCAGGUGGCAACAGGUAAUGCCAUUCCCAAUCAGAAAGCUAUGGUGGGGAGUUGGUGAUCAAAAGACAACCUUGUCAAGUGCCCACUGUUUAGGCUUUUCUUUUCAAAGUCGUUUUCUAUAGCGCUGGCUUGUUAGUUUGACAUGAAAUUGCCGUUAGUGUGGGUUUACUGAUGAGUUGACUGCUGCAGUCUUAAUGAGAUUUACAAACUGGUGCUGUACAGAAUUGACUUUGAAACUCAAAGAAUCAGGCAGUUUUUUGACAAGUUAUUUCAUUUCACUAUCUGUUCCUGAGCUCUGAUAUAAGGAAGAUUGAAAGAUAUUUAACUGUCCCUUCAUGAGCUGAGAUAGAAGUAAGUUGGGAAAGAAAUAGUGAGUCUAAUGUCUUCAAGGCAGGUCCAGCUCAAGUUUGUACUCAUGUUGAUGCCCAGCUACUUUCUUAUAUUGGUUUCUAUAAAUCCUGGACAUCAUCAAUUCUUCUUAUAACGUGGUUGGUUGUGUUCAGAACAUAUUGAAUGUGACAUCAGAAUGCUUUGCUCCACAAGAUAGUGAGGCACUGCUGUUGUAAUAGGUUUUUUUUUCUGUAAAAACCAUUUAGAACUAGUGGUUUUAGAACUAGUUGUAGCACAGUUUGUAAUUUUUUAUUAUAGGAGCUGAUCAAUGGCUGUGCUUCUAGCAUUGUUGUGGCCUAGAAGAAUUUGUGCUGGUAUCCUAGGAGAUAUUGUACUUGUAAAAGCAAAAAAUAUAAUGUGUAAAAAAUCAGAUCAAGUUUCCCCUUUU